This is a messenger RNA of Magnolia sinica, 2826 nucleotides long. RefSeq names its product O-fucosyltransferase 27. Lineage: Eukaryota; Viridiplantae; Streptophyta; Magnoliopsida; Magnoliales; Magnoliaceae. The transcript is spliced from 10 exons. Gene Ontology annotation, cellular component: cytoplasm; Golgi apparatus. The coding region runs from base 63 to 2078 and encodes 671 amino acids. The record is from RefSeq and is a predicted model, not a curated record.
GUAGUAACUCUCACUUUUUUUUUUUUUUAAAAAGAAAAUUUUCUCCUUUGAAUUCAUUGAAGAUGGUUUUGAAAUCGAAGAUGAAAUGGAUAGGUCUUUUUGGGCUGGUUUUAUCAGCAUUUUCUCUAUUUGCUCAUUUCCUGCUUGCAAGAUAUACUUCUACUGAGAGUAGCGUUGCUGAUGAGCAGCAUUCAAUCACAAUCUUCACUUGGAGGCCUAGAUUUGAGAAUGCAGAUCUUCCUAGAGCUAGUUCAAUGUAUAGAAGGUUAUGGGGUCCUGUAAGGCCUCUUGAAUCUCUACAUCCACAUGCAAAUCCCAGAGGAAUGUACCAAGGCCCUAGUGUACAAACCAAUGGCUUUAUCUUUGUCAAGAUACAAGGAGGUUUCCAUGAGAUCAGGAAUUCGAUCUGUGAUGCUGUUGUGGUUUCUCGGCUUCUAAAUGCUACAUUAGUUAUUCCUGAGCUCCAAUCGACCACAAGCAGCAAGGGAAUUAGUUCUGCUUUCAAGAGUUUUGCAUACCUUUAUAAUGAGGAACAUUUCGUAGAGGCAUUAGCAAAGGAUGUCUUAGUUGUAAAGAGCCUGCCCAAGAAUUUCAAAGCAGCGAGGAGGAAUAAGGAAAUGCCCGUAUUUAAAGUGCCAUAUUCAGCUUCUCCGGAAUUUUAUCGUGAACUAGUCCUCCCAGUACUAAAGCGGCAUUCAGUAGUCGAAUUGCUUGUUACAGAUGGAGGAUGCUUGCAGGCUAUCCUCCCACCCCAUCUUGAAGAAUGCCAGAGGCUGAGGUGUAGGGUUGCUUUUCAUGCCCUUCGAUUUCGGGACGAGGUCCAAGAACUUGGCACCAAAAUACUUAAUAGGCUACGGGCCACAGGACGGCCAUUUUUAGCAUACAAUCCUGGGGUGACUAGAGAUGCUCUAGCUUAUCAUGGUUGUGCUGAGCUCUUCCAGGAUGUACAUACGGAACUCAUACAACAUAGAAGAUUGUGGAUGAUCAAACGUGGGCUGGUGAAGGAGGAACUUCCUGUUAAUUCCAUGAAUCAGCGUCUCAACGGCUCAUGUCCACUGAUGCCAGAAGAGGUUGGUAUUCUUCUUCGUGCAUAUGGCUAUUCUUCAGACACAAUAAUAUAUGUUUCGGGGGGUGAAAUAUUCGGCGGCCAGAGGGUAUUGAUUCCUCUACAUGCAAUGUUUGAGAACGUCGUUGAUCGGACUUCUCUAAGCACUGCUAGAGAACUUGCAAGUAUCUACGGCCACGAGGAGUGCCUGAUCAGCUCUCCCCAUCAGAAGCUGCCUUUGGUUAAGGAAGAAAUGGACCUCAACGCAUGGAAAAAAUCAGGCCCGCGUCCUCGGCCGCUUCCACCGCCUCCUGCCAGGCCUAAAUACCCACACAACAUCGAGGGAUGGUGGGGUUGGGUAGCCGAAAUUGAUAAAGAGCCGGUGGCAUCAAUCGUGGAGUUGAGAACCAAUGCUCAUAAAUUGUUGUGGGAAGCGAUUGACUAUAUAAUCUGUGUUGAAGCUGAUGCAUUCUUCCCUGGGUUUGAUCGAGAUGGCAAGGGGCGUCCAAGUUUAGCAAGCUUGGUCAUGGGUCACAGGCUCUAUCAGUCCACUGCCUCAAAAACGUUCCGACCUGAUAGAAGAGUAGUCGUGAAGCUCUUGGAAGAAAUCCGUGAUCAUCUGUACCAAGCAAAUCGAACCUGGCUAACAUCCGUGCGCAAGCACCUGAGUAGAACCGUUCUCGACGGCCUAACCGAAGCCUCCUCAAAUUCAAAGCUACAGGUCUUCCUCUCCCACCCAGUUCCUGAGUGCUCAUGCUCAAGCUACAGGCCUUCCGAAGCUUCUAGUCCUUCAGGCCGUGUAAAAGAUCAUGUUUCUCCUGGUGUUGAGCACCGAUGCCCUGCUUGGAUGGAUGCCAAUACAAUCAUGCGGUCUGAGAAGGACAAGGAAAGGGAGGAAGAACUUGAUGAAGAUGAUCCUAGGUUGGGGCAGCCUUUUCAGGUUGGCAGCGACCGGGAAGUUGGUGGGCCCGACAUCAGUAACAAAGAAGAGUCCCACAUGGAGGACCAAGAAGAGAUUGACGGUGGGGAAUGACAAUCAGAGGCUGCAUUGUGUUGCUGAUGCAGUAAUCUCUUUGGACGCCCAUCUCGCGGUUGGCCUAGCGCAGCAUCGGUGUGUAUAUAACCUUUUUCACUUCAAUGGUUUUGGGAGCCUGAGAGGGUCGAUGAACGGUAGACGAUCUCAGUUUCAGUUGUCCUGAUGUGCCAAGUUCAUACAGGUGAGGGACGUUGAUCUGAUGAUCCAGACGGUUGAACCCAUAGCAUACGAAUGAUGCCCCAAAAAAUCAUAACCAUCCAAUCUUUUUCGAUCUUGCCAUACCAUGAAGUUUUUUAUUUCAUUCUAUUGUACGAAAUUGAUUAACAGAUUCGAAAUUUUUUGGGGUGUCUGCAAUUCAUUGUGGGCUCAUUCAUAUCAACGGUCUGGAUCAGAGAACCAAUGAAAUGACUUAUUCAAACUUGGCAGGUCAGGACACUACACAUGACCCUAUAAUUCCUCUUUAACGGUCGAAUCGGACUCCAAUCAUGCUACAACGGCUCAAUGACACAGGCUCGUAACUUGCUUAAGAGACUGAGAUGGCCCGGAUCUGAUGGACGGCUGUUUUCUUUGGUUGAACUGUCAGUGUGCUAACAAACCCAUUUUGAUGGUGGAUGAAAGGAGGAUUGUUUUGGAGGUUAGAAUACAACAUGUGCUUCUGGCACUCUUACAUGGUCUACUAAUCUACGGUACAUAUAGUAUAAUGUUUGUCAAUACAGGUUGUCCAAGUAAUGGACCCCAUUUUGGA